Messenger RNA from Penicillium verhagenii, 2850 nucleotides. Its product is annotated as UTP14 family protein. Gene Ontology annotation, cellular component: nucleolus; small-subunit processome. Gene Ontology annotation, biological process: rRNA processing. The record is from RefSeq and is a predicted model, not a curated record. The coding region runs from base 1 to 2850 and encodes 949 amino acids. The transcript has 2 exons. NCBI's taxonomy places the organism in Eukaryota, Fungi, Ascomycota, Eurotiomycetes, Eurotiales, Aspergillaceae.
AUGCCUCGCCAGCAAACCAACUUGCGGGGUCCGAAAGACCGGGAAGGCUCAAAAGGCAGACCAGCACCGAAGCGCAAGAGCACCCGUGCGAUUAAUGCGCUCUCUAUCGCCGAGAAACAAAUUACCACCAAGCUUGGUGUGCGCCGGAAUCGAUUAGGUUUUUACGACGACGGUACAGAACGCAAAUUCAACAACCGCGGUGAUGACGAAGACGGUGAAGACGAAGAUGGAGAGGUCCCAAACUACAAGCGCCGGAGAUUCAACAACGCUACCGAAGACGGCAGCCUCAACGGUGGCAGUGACAGCGAGGGUCACGAGUGGAAAUUGGGACAGGUGGACAGUGAUGACGAUGAGUCUCUGGACAGUGACGAAGCUCUUGGAGAGAGUGACGAAGAAAGAUUCGAAGGCUUUACAUUCCGUGGAAGCUCUAAGCCCAGAUCCGCACCGAAGAAACCUACAAAGAAACGUGCAGAGAUCAGUCUAUCCGAGGACGUCGAUGCAUCUGAGGAGUCUGAGGAUGAGGAUGAAGAAGAUGAUGAGCUCGGCGAAGAUGCCGUGGACCUUCUGACUGCUUGGGAUAUGAACACCGCUGAGGAAGAGGCCGAAGCCAAAAAAGCUGCCGCAAAAUCAAAAAAAGCAGCGGCUGAUGACAGUGAAGAGGACUCAGGCUCGGAGGCAGACAGCGAAGAGGACCUGAGUGACGACACUGGGCUGUCUCUUUCUGACGAUGAGGAGUUCGAUGGCAAGAAUGACGGCUUGAGUAAGCUCCAAGACUUCGUUAACUCCAUGGAGACCGGGCGUCGCACCAAAUCCACCCAAAAAUCACAAGAACAGAGCAAGCCUACUGAGUAUGGCUUAACUUCUUCUAAAAAAUUGACUGUCGCCGAUCUUCUGCCCUCAAUCACAGAUUCGCGUCUCAAGAGCUCUUUGAAGCAUGUCGAGGCUACUGCUGCUCAAACAUCCAAGUCUGGGAUUCCGGGCAAGCUGGAUGCUCCCUUGGCAAAACGCCAACAAGAUAAGAUUGACCGCGCUGCGGCUUACGAGAAGAGUAAAGAAACAUUGGAUCGUUGGAUCGACACUGUCAAACACAACCGCAGAGCCGACCAUCUUAUGUUCCCUCUUCCCGAUCCAGAUAACCAGCAAGUCCACCGCUUGGACGUGGUAAAGCCGACGAACGACCUGGAAAGCACUAUUCAGAGCAUUCUUGUUGAGAGUGGAUUGGCAGAAACUCACGGCAAGUCAGCUGAGGAGCAAGUCGCAGGCUUUGAGGAUAUUCAAGCUCGUACAUUGCCUCUUGAAGAGAUUCAGGCCCGUCGUGCUGAGCUCCGGAAGCGACGUGAUCUGCUCUUCCGCGAGGAGGUUCGUGCUAAGCGAAUUAAGAAGAUCAAGAGUAAAUCAUACCGUCGUGUGCACCGCAAGGAGCGUGAGCGUCUUGAGCAGCAAGAGCAACAGGCGCUUAUGGAGGCCGGUGUGGACAUGGAUGAGAUGGACAUUGAAAAGAAUGAGCGAAUGCGAGCUGAAGCCCGUAUGGGCUCCAAGCACCGCGACAGCAAGUGGGCCAAGAGCUUGAAAGAGACCGGCCGUACUGCCUGGGAUGCAGAUGCCCGUAACGAUGCGGCCGACUUGGCUCUUCGCGAAGAGGAGCUCCGGAGACGAGUUGAAGGAAAGAGUGUUUCUCGCGGUGAUGACACCUAUCUGGAAUCAUCCAGCUCAGAGUCCGAAGAUGACGAUCCCUGGGCUUCGGAUGCUUCAGAUGUGGAGAAGCGCAAGAUAGAAAAGAAGCUGCGUGCUUUGGAUAAUGAAUCGACCGAAGCGAUCCCCAAGGGCCGGCAUUCCGACCUUUUCGAAAUGAAGUUUAUGCAAAAUGCGGAUGCUGCUCGCAAGCAGGCGAAUGAUGCUGAACUCAGACGCCUAAACCGUGAGCUCAAUGGCGAAGAUCCAGAGUCCGAGGCUGAGUCGGAAGUCGGUCGACGCAAGUUUGGCCAGUCAAAGCCUGAAGUUCAGACGAAGCCAUUGCCAAGGAACGAGUUCGAGGAGAAGCCAGGCUCAGAUGACGAGGAUAUCGACAUUGUAGUUGAUCGUCCUGUGAAGUCGAAGUCUGUCGCUUCUGAUCCGAAGACUACCGCCAAGCCCUCUACCAAGAUGUUCAGCCAACCGCCAAAGGAGAACGUUGAAGAAGAAAACCCAUGGCUGGUUCAAACCGAGCGCACCAACCGUCGCCGGACUGGUACCGAUGCUCAAGAUUCUAUGGAUAUCUCAGUUAUCGAUGAUCAGCCACAGCCCACGCAAGCACCUGCUCCACCCAAGAAGAGCAAAUCAGCCAAGGCAGCUUCUUCCAAGAAGCGUCCUCAUGAUGAAAACGAUAGCGAUGAUGAAGAUAAUGUGCCUGUCCUGCUGAAGAACCAUGAUCUUGUCAAGAGAGCUUUCGCCGGUGACGAGGUUGUCGAAGACUUCGAGCAAGAAAAGAUGGACACAGUUGCAGACGAAGGCGACAAGGUCGUUGACAACACUCUCGACGGAUGGGGCAGCUGGGCCGGUGACGGUGUCAGCAAGAAGGCACAGAAGAACAAGAAGCGCUUCUUAACCACAGAGAAGGGUGUCAACCCCGAGAAACGCAAGGAUGCCAAGCUCGCUCGUGUCAUUAUAAACGAGAAGCGAGUAAAGAAGAAUAUCAAAUACAUGGCAAGCCAACUGCCUCACCAAUACGAGACGAAGGCACAGUAUGAACGCUCGCUGCGUAUGCCUCUGGGUCCGGAAUGGUCUACGAAGGAAACUUUCCAGAGUGGAACCAAGCCUCGUGUCAUUGUCAAGCAGGGCAUCAUCAAGCCCAUGGAGAAGCCCAUGAAGUGA